Pseudozyma hubeiensis SY62 is the source of this 1446-nucleotide messenger RNA. RefSeq lists its product as hypothetical. NCBI's taxonomy places the organism in Eukaryota, Fungi, Basidiomycota, Ustilaginomycetes, Ustilaginales, Ustilaginaceae. The transcript has a single exon. Bases 1 to 1446 code for a protein of 481 amino acids. The record is from RefSeq and is a predicted model, not a curated record. Gene Ontology annotation, molecular function: 2 iron, 2 sulfur cluster binding.
AUGGAAGCCACGUGCCCACACCUGGGUGCGCCACUCGAGAAUGCCACCAUCGAGGCCAACGACGCAGAAUUCGACGACGACAUCGAAGACAUGGUCGUCGUCUGUCCAUGGCACGAGUACGACUUUAGCUUGAGGACCGGAGAGUCGUCCCACGGUAUCUCUGCCUGUGUUUAUCCCUGCUCCGUCCGUCGUGACACGCUCUACAUUCAAGCGCCCUUCCCGUCCAACCUGGCAGCCGGUCAAGACGCUGAUACCGCUAGCAGCAAUUGGGAGCUCAUCGAGCUGCGACCUGUCAGCGAGUCUGCACCUGGCGUUGCAUCGCGACAAGACGCUGCUCAGACGCUGCAUGAACAAACAUCGCUGCUGUCCGUCUCAUCCACUGGAGCGGGAUCUCAAGAACUAGACGAGUCCACAACAGAGGCCACGCCAGAAUCCGACAGCAAAAGUGGUGAUGGUGUGAUUCCACCGCCUUCACCGCGGCCAAAGACUCUGGUUGAAUGGGCUGUCCUGGUGCUCAAUACAUCCGAUCCCGUCAGAAAGGUUGAGUACACUCGCAUCGCUGCCAAAGCGUUCCGAUCGGGCGAGUGCAAGGUCAUCGGUGGAGGAAGAUGGGAUGCAACCCAUUCUGCAGCGGGACGAGGCGCUUGGAUCACCAAACCGCAAGAGACCGCACCGGAACGACCGCCGCGCAUGAAGGAGGAAGUGCGAGUUCGGCCGGGGCAAGAAGGCAAACGCGGACGUGGUGGAACAGAAAAGAGUCGGAUCGCCAUCCUUCACUCGCUCGCAAACAUCGAGCAAUGGGCCAUCGAUCUGGCAUGGGACAUCAUCGCACGCGCUCCGCAGCUGUGCGCACGAUUCUUUGACGGCGACGAUGCAGAUGCAGAGGGACCAACACGCAAGAUGCCGCUGCAAUUCUUUAGCGACUUUGUCAAAGUGGCAGAGGACGAGGCCAAGCACUUCUCGUUGCUCACCAAGCGUCUGGACGAGAUGGGCAGCUACUUUGGCGCUCUUCCCGUCCAUCACGGCCUAUGGGACUCGGCCAUGGAGACGGCGCAUUCGCUCACAGCACGGCUUUCGAUCAUCCAUCUUGUGCACGAAGCGCGUGGGCUGGAUGUCAACCCAACCACCAUCAAGAAGUUUGCCAACGCAGGUGAUGCCGAAAGCGUCGAGACUCUCACCGUGAUCCACCUGGACGAGAUCACGCAUGUCUCUGCUGGACAUCGAUGGUUGACAUGGCUCUGCAGCAAUGCCAGUCCUCCUAUCGAUGCUGUGCAGGUGUUUCGGCGCGAGGUGCGCAAGAACUUCAUCGGCCGUCUGAAGGGGCCCUUCAACGCCGAGGAUCGACGCAAAGCUGGAUUGGACAAAGAGUGGUAUGAUGAUCUCGUCGGAGAGAAGCAGAGCACCUACAGUAUCGGCGUUGUUCGUCACGAGGUGCCAGGCGGCUAA